GGAGAAAUAAGUAUUCGCUGAUAUUGGAGACGGGUAUGUAUUUUGUUGCUCGAUUCAUGGAGACGAACUUUGUACCAGGGAAUUGUAAUCUAUUACAGAGAACCCAGAAUUCCCUCGAUGACCUCGGUGUCUGGUCAUGGUCUGAUCUUCUGGUUGCUUUGAAACAUUACCAAGAUUCACCGCAGGCUGCACUGUCUUCCGGUAUACUCGAAAAAUGCUUGGAUACACUUGUUGUGAGGAUGGCCAUGUCCGGUGAAGCAACUCCUUGUGGAUCUGUUUCUUCCACGGAUAGCUCCGGGUGUCAGACUUCGGUCGAUAGUCGACGUACUUCGAGUUCGAAACAGAUCUUCUCUAGAGCAACUUGGUGGUUUGAAGACCUUUCUGUUUUGAGUACGAAAUCGAUUGAAAUAUUGGUGAAAUCGAUGGUGUCUCGGAAGCACAAUCAUGUGAUAAUCAGUCGGUUCCUAUUCUAUUACUGGAAGUCGAAGUUUUAUACUGUUUCAUCGGAUGAGAAAAGGAGAAUUCUCGAAAUUGUGAUUGAUAUGUUUUACACUCUCGAUCGGAGUUCGAUUUCGUGCAAGAGUUUGUUCGGCGUGAUCCGUCCGGUGCGGUGUUCGAACACUAGGAGAAGCUGCAGGAACAAGCUGGAGAGUAUGAUAGGUUCUCAAUUGGACCGAGCAACAUUAGAUGAUCUGCUAAUUCCGUCUCCGUGCGGAAGAAGUUAUCGGUAUGAUGUGAACCUUGUUCUUAGGUUACUCAAGGCAUUUCUACGCAGAGGAGACUCGGAAUCAUCUCCGAUACGAAUGAAGAAGGUUUCUAGCUUGAUUGAUAUGUACAUAACAGAAGUAGCUCCGGAUCGUUGCCUAAAAUCGUCGAAGUUUGUAGCUUUGGUAACGGCCUUACCGGAUUCUACUCGGGAUUUGUCGGAUGAACUGUACCAUGCCAUGGACGUUUAUCUGGAGGUUCAUGCAGAGUUGUCUGAAGAAGAAAAAAUCAAGAUAUGUUGUGCAUUGAACUAUGAUAAACUCUCCAGUGAGGCUUGCCUACACCUUUCUCGAAACAUGAAAUUUCCAUCGAGAACACACGUCCAAGCUCUCGUUUCGCAACAGUCGAAGCUUAUGAACUUACACCGGGGCAUUAACAUCGCUAAUAGUUACACGGAUUCGCCGUAUAGGUUGACUGGGGUCGGAGGCAGGGCAAAGGAAGAUGAAGGCAUUGAACAAGAAGUUUACAAUGGAAAGCUUGAAGCACAAGUACAAAAGAUGCAAUGGAGGGUGAUGGAAUUGGAGAAAGUUUGUAGGAAAAUGCAGACUCAAAUGGCAAAAAUCAAGGAACCGAAAGUGUCGAAUCGUAGAAUUGCAAGAUCCCUACCCAGAAUGUGUUCAUGA
Messenger RNA from Hibiscus syriacus, 1388 nucleotides. Its product is annotated as BTB/POZ domain-containing protein At3g22104-like. The record is from RefSeq and is a predicted model, not a curated record. The coding region runs from base 36 to 1388 and encodes 450 amino acids. Lineage: Eukaryota; Viridiplantae; Streptophyta; Magnoliopsida; Malvales; Malvaceae. The transcript has 2 exons.